AUGACCCUCAUCCUUCUCCCUCCCCGACAGAACUCGUGGGCGUGUCUCACAGCCAACGAGACCCUUCGCCUCCGCCAGCAACUCCUGCAGGAUCUGGAGACGUCCUUCAACGCCCCCUUGCCCUCGAGGAUCCGCUACCGCCUCAAGAAGAAGCCGUCGAUCUACACCUCCAAGAAGCCCAAUAUUCGCUACGACAUCGGGAUCCCCGACAUCUACGAGACGGAGGUCGUGGUGACGCCCAAGCACCCUCAGGAGCUGCACGACAUCCAGCCCACCGUCGGCUACCCGAAGGAGGACUACCGCGUCGCCGCCGACAGGAAGUACCAGCGGUUCGUCCCGACCCCCGGCCAGCCCCAGUACCUGCCCCUGGAGGCCCUGGUGACGCCCGCGUUCGGCGAGGAGGCGGCGGGCGGCCCCGGAACCGCCAAGCCCUACAUCCCGCUCAACAGGGACAAGGCGGCCGAGGAGUCUCCCAACCUGGUGUUCCGGCCUCCUCGCCGCCCGCCCGGCCACCACCGCCGCCGCACCAACGGGCUGGUCUCGCGGCCGCCCCCCGGACGCCCGCACUUCUUCACGCCCGCGCCGGAGAGGGUCAGCAUCCAGGCGCACCUCCAGUACCGCCGCCCGGUCUCCUUCAAGUACCGACGGACGGACGCGGAGGCGAAGCUAACGACGGAGGCGACGCCCUCCACGCGCGCCUACACCACGGUGCCCUACCCCACCAAGGCCGCCUCGCCCCACCCGGCGCAGGCGUCCCCAACACCGGCACACCAUGCAGAGGCGGCGACGGAGGGCUACGCGAAGCCCUCUCAGACCUACCUUCCGCCAGACAAGGAGUACCUCCCACCACAGGCUCCUGCCAAGACCGCAGGGGCGGGAACCCAUUCUGAGCCCUCCCACUAUCUUCCCCCCAAUAAGGAAUACGUCGCUCCUGAGGCUCCCUUGACGACGCCCGCGUACAAGGCCCCAAAGGCCCCCCACACAGACCCUCCCUCGGCUUACAUUGCGCCCGAGAAGGACUACAAGCCCCCACAUGCUGCAACGCCUCAGACUGGGUAUAAAACGCCAGCUGUUACUUAUACUGACCCUCCUAAGCAGUAUGUCCCCCCAAGCACCAAGUACGAAGCUCCUCAUGCUGCUACGCCAGCCCCUGGCAUCUCGCAGACCUACCUUCCCCCAAACAAGGAGUACGUGCCUCCAGAAAAACCUGCUGAGAAAUAUGAAGCACCUUCGCAGAAGUACGAACCACCCACCAACGAAUACAUUCCCCCAAAAGCUGCCUCUCCUCCUGCCAAGACGUACGAAGCGCCUCCAAGAAAGUACAUCCCUCCAAGUAAUGAAUAUUUGCCUCCAUCCGCCAACCACAAGCUCCCUGAACAGACGUAUGCAGAACCUCCAAGAAAAUACCUUCCGCCAAACAAGGAAUUUGCUGCCCCCCCUCGCAGAAGACUUCGGCCGGGUGCAAGGCCCAAGGUCCCCGGAAAACCCGUAGCGAAGCCACCCAGAAAGUACCUUCCUCCGGACAAGGAAUUCAGUGUGCCCGGAAGGAGAGUUCCUGGCGAGGGGCAGGUACCAGGUCGAAGACGCCGUCCUGGAGGUCCUGGCAAGAGGAGAAGGAAGCACCCCAAGAGACCCACUUUGCCUAGCAGAACGUACCUACCACCCAAUAUUGAAUUCCAGGAUGGAGGCUCAUCUGCACCUGGUUAUGGGACAACACCUGCCCCGCGCACUUACCUUCCUCCCAAUAAGGAAUAUAACACACCGCCUCCAAGGACCUAUGAGCCUCCCACCAAUGAAUAUCUGCCUCCACCCAAAGAUGAUACGAAAGCCCCACAAAUGACGACCAUGGCUUCGGUCACUUACGCAACCCCCUCCAGGACGUACCUACCACCCCAGCGAGACUAUCAAACCCCACCAGCGAGGUAUGAAACACCAAGCCAGACUUACGUUCCACCCACCAAUGAAUACAUACCACCCAAAGUAGCAGCGAUACCAAGCCAGACUUAUGGACCACCCGUUAAUGAAUACAUACCACCAAAAGUAGCAGCGAUACCAAGCCAGACUUACGGACCACCCGUUAAUGAAUAUAUACCACCCAAAGUAACCGCAGUGCCCAGCCAGACUUAUGGUCCACCUACUAAUGAGUACAUACCGCCUAAGGUAGCAGCAACACCUGCACCAGCAUACGUCCCACCUCUUCCACCCCCGGAGCCUACCUACGCUCCGCCUCAGGUGUCUUAUGCCCCUCCCCAGCUGAGUUACGUACAGCCAUCGCGCAAGUACGAACUGCCUGUCAACGAGUACAUUAUAACGCCUCCGAAGCCCGAACCACAUGACACACCCCUUCCCUCUUGGCUCGUAAGCCUGCAGCAGACCAAAGGCCCUCAAGAAGCCCAGCCUUUCAAAAUCCGCAAGACCAACCCAACGCCUCCUCCAGGGUAUGACCCCAAUACGUCCACAAAGGCAAGUUACGCAAAGACAACAUCCGCUCCUUCCUACGCUUAUUCCCCGCCUGAACCUCAGUACACACCUCCCAAACCUGAAUACCAAGCCCCUCCUGAACGACCCCAUGCUGUUACCCCUGGCUACUCUUUGCCAUUGAGGACCUACCAGCCUCCAGAUAAAGAGUAUUUACCUCCUAAAGAUUACAAUCCUCCUGCAGCUCCUCAGGAGGCCUACGUUCCUCCUAAAGCUCCUGUUACGGAAUCCUAUGUUCCCCCUAAAGCCCCAGAACAGGCCUACGUUCCUCCCAAAGUUUCGCCAGACGUCUAUGUGCCGCCUAAGGCCCCUGUAGCAGCUGACGUCUCGAAACCCAAAUCUUCUUACAUACCGCCUCCUCCACCUCCCCUGCAUAUUCCAAUCGACCCCACCUACCUGCCUCCUCCGAAGCAACCACCUGUCACCUACGUACCACCUCAGCAUGAUUAUGUUCCUCCUAAGGCACCCACUCACCCGCCUCCUCCCUCAGCAGAUCUGCACCUAAGCGCCCCACACUCUUCGCAUUACACGACCCCGAAACCCACAUACCCAGCUGUCGUAUCAGCAUACGUUCCCCCAGCAAAACCCAAACCAGAUUACAUUCCUCCAGCACAGCCCACCACGGCGUACGUUCCACCAGCUAAACCCUCUCAAGCUUACGUUCCCCCAGCACCCCCUAAACCAGCCUACGUUCCUCCCGCUAAGCCUGAAGAAGCUUACGUCCCUCCUGCUAAACCCACUCAGGCUUACGUUCCUCCUGUGACCGCAAAGCCACAUGUCGCUACGACCUACAGCCCUCCCAAGCCAGCCUACGUCCCCCCAACCACACCCAAGCCCGAGUACGUCCCUCCAGCCAAACCCACACAGACCUACGUCCCUCCGGCUUCACCCGUGCACGUGACCACUUACAAACCCUCCUACGACCCGAAGAUCAAGAAACUCCAGGAUUUCAGUCAUCCGGGAGUCUCGCUGGCCCCACGACCGUCCUUAGCCCCACGACCUUCCGUGCGUCCCAACUACACCACGACCUACUCGCCCCCCGUGUACACCCCCUCGACCUUCGGACCUGGCUACAACGACCUCCCAGCCAGCGUCAAGCCCCCCCCAAUCCCGACGGCCAUCGCCCCUCCUCCCCACGCACCCCUUCGACCCUACCAUCCCCGUCCUUCCUACUACGACGACUACGACGACUACGACUACGACGACUACUACGACUACGAUUACUACUACUACGGCGACGACUAUUACUACGACGACUACGACUACGACUACUACUACGACGACUAUGACUAUGGCCCGCCGCAGAGUCUUAGACGACCUGUCCCUCACCACCUCAUUCCCCAGUCGGACUACUUCGACAUCCUCGAGAACGAAAUACAAGACUUCGGUUACAUUGCUGGCAUUCCUGGUCGGGCCGGCCGUGACUACCCCAUCCUGAGUUACAUUCCGCUGACCUCGUUUGGCUGUGACCUCGUGGCUGACUACCCGGGCUACUAUGCUGAUAUGGAAGCAGGGUGCCAGGUGUUCCACAUCUGCCACCGCAACGGCCGCCAGGACUCGUUCCUCUGUCCCAACGGCACGGUGUUCAACCAGAAGUACUUCGUGUGCGACUGGUGGUACAACUUCGCCUGCGAGGACGCGCCCUUCUUCUACCCCGUGAACGCUGCCAUCGGCCACCCGGGCGUCCCUCUGCACAAGGACGUCCUGGAGGCUGACAUCAGGGCGUCCCGGUACGUCAGCGACCGCAUCACGGUUACGCCACGCCCGCCCCUGUACGUCACCCUUCUGCUGCGCUGCACCAUCCUUCCGUCCCCGCUCAUCAUGUCACUCCUACUCCCCAUGUCAGUCAGCUGCAGAACUCGCACGGGCCGCCUCAUCACGUGACCUCCGCGUCUAUAGGGUAGAUCAAGCAUUAGGCUGGAAGGAGAAAAAAGAGAAAUGUUUAUAUUUUUCUCUUCUUUCUUUCCUGGUCGUUUCUUUUUUUAUUUUUUUUUUUUUUCGU
Penaeus vannamei (Pacific white shrimp) is the source of this 4480-nucleotide messenger RNA. NCBI's taxonomy places the organism in Eukaryota, Metazoa, Arthropoda, Malacostraca, Decapoda, Penaeidae. The record is from RefSeq and is a predicted model, not a curated record.